GAUGAAACACGAGCAAUGGUAGGAGAACGGUUUUAACAAACGUUCGCAGGGGUGGGGAUUCGAGAGCCGCCGUUGCCGCCGCCACCGUCGCUCAGUUCCGAUUUCGCGUCGCGUUCGAGGAUAAGGACCGCGCGGAUCGCACUCUCUUUCGAGUCGUCUAAUCAUCUGGACGUUGUGUGCAGUUCUACGGUUUCACACUUUGUUUUCUUCUUCCUCUUUUUCCUUCUUUUUCCCUUUCUUUUUCCCCCCUUCUGUCGUCAUACUUUCCUCUUCCAACUUUCCUGUCUUCACAUUCUUAUUCCGCUUCUCAUUCUUUUUUUCGUCGAUACCUACUUUCUCAUUCACUUCUCUAUCCGAUUUUCGUUCGAAAUAUAACAACGUUCGCUAUUGUGACACAGGUGCAGAUAUCAAAAGUACAUUUAUAGUAUCGCGUAGUCAAGAUAUUUAAAAUUAACGUUAGAAAGAUGUGCGUGUGUUAUAACACGCGUGAAACAAAAAACGAAUCUCUAGAAUAAUAAAAAUCGAUUAAUCAAACAUCGCAUAAUUUAACUUUUAUGUUACCUGCUGUCCAUAACUCUAUAUCGUCGUGUUAAUUAAAACAAAAGAUGGAGGCUCGGUCGAGGUAUCAUCCGUAGUGAUCGCGCAGGUGGGCAGUUCGCGCCAACAUGGGCAACAAUGGAAGCAGCUCUCGGGAACAACAGAUCGGAUCCGUGUGCUCGAACGGGGUGGAUGGAACGAACGGUCAUCACGGAUGGUCCCAAUCGUUCCCUCGAGAGUUGACGAGACACAGGUCGCAGCCGAGCGCCGCGCGGAAAGUUCUUCCCGAGCCGCCGGGUCAAAGGCUGCGCGCGACCGACAAUGGGAGCAUCAUACACAACGGUGGAACGAUCAGCGGCCGCAGACCGCCGACCUUCGCCUCGUCCCGCGAUCUCGCCAAGCGCAACGAUCAUCCGCCUCCGUCGUUUCGAGAGAGGAGCGGCUCCGCCUCGAACCUCCUUCGACCCUGCUCCAGACGUAUCGACCGCCACUAUUAUCGAUCGAGUCGCGACUACCCGAGCGACGCGAGCGCUCCCACCCUCGAUCCGAAGAAGUUCGGCAGCGAGCCCGAUCUCCGCUCCGCGGACCUCGUCGAGCCGUCUGCUAUGAUGGUGGAAAGGGACGCCGUGGAAGCGGAAGCGUCGCGCCACCGCCACCACUACCACCACAACGGCAAAGACUCGAGGGAACGGCUCGUGGAGAGCGGAUGCUCCAAGGCUAGGAAAAAGUACAAAGCUCCCGCCCCGCCCGCCUCCCCCCGUCUCCGCGCCAACGCCUCGCCUCCGACCGAAAUCUCUCGCCCCCCGAGCCGAAACCUCGAUCCUCGCCUCUGUACCCUCCACUCUCGAGCCGAGCAUCAACCAGCCAACGAGCAACAAUCGAAUCGGCCCAAAGUCGAACCACCGCCCCGAAGAUCUCGAUUGUUCAAGACCCGCGCCGAGUCGAAGAGAGCGCAGAUCGGUUGGCAGUUGGCAGCCGCCGACACGCGCGACCCGAUCAACCUCGGCGACUCGCGUUCCGACAACGAGCUCGCGACCGAGGCGGCCGUCGAGAGUGAUCGCCGCCGUAUCCCGCCCAGACACUCCCGGCUCUCCGAGCAUCAUCACGGGAAGAGCAACACUCUUCAAAGAAGCAUCAGCAAUCCGGAAUUCCAAGCCGAGUUGAUUCGAGUCGCUAAAAAAGUACGCGAUAAGUUGGACUCGAGCGGGUUGAAAUUGACGGACGGGUCGAUACGCGACACCCGAUACGAUCGAAAACUGCCCGCUUCUCGACCGAGCGGUAAUAAUCGGCGUAAACAAGUCGAACGCGGGAAGGAGAAUCGGGAAGGCGGGGAGGAGGGAUGCGCGCAGGGGCCAAGGUCGAGGGAUCGUUUCGCGAGACACGAGAUGGAAUCGCAACGGGAUCAAUUUCGGGACGAGAACUCGGAUUCUGACGGUUCGAAGCUCGCCACGGUCGAUCGAUCGCGAGAACGGACGAGUAACUCCGUCUCGAACGAACGAUCAGCAGCAGGAGGGGGAGGACAGGACGAGGCAUUUGCUCCCAUCACAGCGCAACCCGCAACUCCGAAAACUACUUUCUACUUCGGCAUGAAUGAACGUUUCUCGGGCGAAUCCCGCAAUGACGAGGAUCGAGACGCGAUCGCCCGAGAAUUCCACACCGUUGCAGUAUCCAAGCACUCGGAUCGGGACCGUGGAGACGGCAGAACUUCCAUGGACGGGAUUCUCGACGACGUGGGCGAAGAUAACGAGAAAAACGUCGUGGAAAAUAUUUCGUUGAAGUUGCGGCCAACCUUGCCGAAAAAGCAAUUGGAAAUCCCGCGAUUCUCGCCAUCCGCUGCCUGGAGAUUGCUCUCCACGUUGGAAACUCCGGGUCCGAGCAUGAGCACUGCCAGCGAAGAAAUGCCGGUGAUGUUCGAGGAACGGAUAGAGCGACUCUCGAGACCGCCCCCGCUUUUCCCACUCUCGUUGGGAGCGCGGAGUUGGCACGACAAGUCCGGUGAUUCCGGGAUAUCGGGGGAUGCCGGGGCCGGUAACGAAGACUCUUUUGACGUGAGCACGAUCAACAGGGCGAAGACUACGGUGACCAGGCCGACUUGGACGCCGCAGCAGGACUUGGGAGAGGAAUCGAGCAGCGACGCGGGCGUCGAUUCUCCCCCUCCCCUACCCACGCCGAUGAAGUAUCGUUCCCCACGGGGCCACGUGUUCUCCCUUUCGUUGCCCAGGGACGAAGCGAGGGCCUCGAUGUGCCUCUGCCCGCCGGAGGCCAAGACCAGGGACGCGUUCGCCUUCAACUCCCUUCAAAAGUUGAAACGAUCCGUGUCCGGAGCGUUCGGGAUCGGGUCGCACGAUCACACCACUCACAGGAAAUAUAAUAAUACCCUCGACGACAAUUGGCUCUUGUCCACCAGCGCGCCCACCUCCCUCCAACACUCUCGUCUUCGCCUCGACACCGCUCCUCCAAUCUCUCCCACCGUUUGUCGCCCGUUCUCCCAUCGACGCGUUCCCGCCGCGUGCCCGUGCGAUAGCGAGAACGACGACAACGACGGCGACGACGACGACGACGAAGACGACGACGAGGACGACGACGAUGACGACGACGACGACGACGACGACGAGGAUGAAGACGACGAAGAUGAGGAGGACGACCACGACCACGACGACGACCAGGACGACGAGAAUGUCGCGCGCGAUCGCGAGUCGUCGAAGAAGAGGCGAGACGAGGAAGACGAAGCGCGCGACAAAGCGAAGGAAAACGAUUUCCCGGUAAUCAUGAAACCUCCGUCGUUCUCGUACUUGACACCCGGCGGUCACGUUAUGUAUCUGCCGGAUACGAGCGAAACGGAACAUCGAGUGCAAAAUUUGAACGGUAGAAAGAUUGGGGAAGAAGGUAGCGUAACGAGGCGGAAAUUAAAUAACGGGGAAUCGAUCGAACGCGAGAUUGCCUCUUUCCGAUUGAGCUCGUGCAAGAAUGUUGGUCGAAACAAGGGCGAUAAGGAUGGCGGCGAGGAUGGAAAUGAGAGGAAGGAGCGGGGCGAAGAGGCGAAGAGGCGUAAGGAGAAGCGCAGGGACGAGAUCGAGGAUGCUUCGAAUCGACGACGCGACGACAAAAGCUUGAAGAAUCAUCGUAUGGACGAGAACGGUUGCAGGGAACGGAACGAGUUCUCAACUUGUCCCGAACCACCGAAACAAAGGAGAACGUUCUCACCGCCAUCUACCAACGAUCGUCCGUCGCAGAUCCCAUGGAUAUGCGACGCGAAUGAAACGAAGUCGCAGCGAAAGAGCAAUUCGCGGGGCAAAAGAUUCACGUUUCAGUCGACGGUGAGGCAGAUAGAGAGGCGGCGAUUGGCGGAAAAAUUAUCGAGGGAGGCUGAGGCGAAGGAGCGUCAAAGGAAAGGUGAACUGGAGGCGAUGCGAAAAGUGGAGGAAGAGUUUCAACGGAAACGCGCGAAGGAAAAGGCGAGUAUCAGACAACAGUUGCGGCUGUUCAAAGAAAUGGAAGAGAAUUUCAAUAGCUUGCCAACGCCGCCGGAUUGGGACGGUUCGCAGUUGUCUCGCGCGGAUCCGGACGGUGCACCUUCCUCUACCGCAUCCUCCCCCACUUCGUUGCCGAAUGGGAACCCGCCGAUAAUCACGAGCACCGUCGGUAAACGCGGUGACACGGAACCGGCCAAGCAACCUCGUCCCGAUUCCAAAGGCUAUCGUCCAAAGUAUUACGAUUGGCCGCCGGAUACCGUCAAUCAUUCGGAUCACAAGCAAACCACCGUUCAUCCCAAGAUCGUUUGCGAUAUUCCCAAAAGCUCGCCCGUUUUCGUUCACGCGAAUCUUCAUCCUGGCAAGCCACCUGUCGUCUCCAAUUCCACUCCAAAAUCGGAUAAUUAUAGGAAAGAUUUCGCGCACGGUACAAUGGUAACCAGAACUUCUUUCGCGAGUAGCGAUAGCGAACUUUCGCAACCAAACACGAGGCCGCACUCCAGGGAGAACGGGAUCAAGAUAAAAUCUCAUCGGCCUAGGUUUUAAUCCGGGCAUGUCGUAGAAAUGUUAAUCCUAACGCCUCUAGUCAUCUAACAACGCUUCAUUUUAAAGCUAAGUUAACCGUGCAUGGAUACCUCGAUACCAUGAGAAUUCAGCGAAUUGACAAUUCGUUUCGAAAAAGAAAGAGAAAGAGAUACAUCUCGUGUCUUCGCGUUUCUUCGAUGAAAAAAAAGAACGAAAAAUGCUUAAACCUUAACGUGAACACGAAUCGUCGAAUCGCAAUUCCUUCAAUUCCUAUACCCAAGAGCGAGACAAGCGUGGAACGAAGACGAACAACGAACGAACGUUGAACGAACAGGUCCACCAGUCCUGCACGAAGCGCGGACGUAGCGACAUCUAAGGAAGAUUUGUCCCAGCUGAUCGAACCAACCGAACAUCCGAAGAAUCCUGCUGCGCAUCAACUUACAUCGAUAAAUGGAUUACAACCGUUCACGAAACGAAAAACGUAUAGGCCAAUUUUUUAUAAUCCUUGCCCAACUCCCCCCAUUCCGAGUUAAUUUUUUUCUCGAAAAGUUUCAACUCUCUCUUUUGUAUCUUGCGAAAAUUAUUCUUUCCCCUACUAUCAUUUUAUAUAUACGUAUGUUAUUGUUAUUAUAUAUAUGUAUAUAACAUGAUGUAUAUAUGUAUGUAAUAUAAUAAAAUAAAAUUAAUAUA
This is a messenger RNA of Apis cerana (Asiatic honeybee), 5222 nucleotides long. RefSeq lists its product as uncharacterized. The record is from RefSeq and is a predicted model, not a curated record. Lineage: Eukaryota; Metazoa; Arthropoda; Insecta; Hymenoptera; Apidae.